This is a messenger RNA of Anastrepha obliqua, 894 nucleotides long. RefSeq lists its product as uncharacterized. The transcript has 3 exons. The record is from RefSeq and is a predicted model, not a curated record. The coding region runs from base 67 to 894 and encodes 275 amino acids. Lineage: Eukaryota; Metazoa; Arthropoda; Insecta; Diptera; Tephritidae.
UUCCGGCUAAUUGGAUAUUUUUGAAAUACAUUUUUUCAGUGUGUAAUUUACUCGAGUUUUGUGAAAAUGAAAGUGUUCGCCAUCUUCGCCACCGCAUCCCUGCUCAUUGUCAACUGCGCUUGGGCGGCACCAAGCGUACAAGACAAUCGCAUCGAGGGCGAGAAUGGUGGCACGUUAGCGCUAGCUGCCCGCUACCUUGGCAGCUGCUUUGAAGUUGAGGACAUGACCACCUGUUUGGCGGUCAAAGGUAUUACCGCAUUGAAUCGCGCUGCCAGGAGCAACAAUAUCGAACUCGUCAGCGGUGUGUCGUUCAAGAGAGAUUCCGCUUCAUCCGUAGCACGCAGCGGCAAAGCUUUGAGUGAGAAUGAAAUCUACGCUGAACUGCCUGAAAAUCCCGAAGAACGUAGUGGACGCUUGGUGGAUAUGGCUAUGCAAAAUGCUGCUGACUUCCUGGGCUCGCACAGUCUUGAAAUGAAAAUCCCCACUGAGGCUACACAAGAAGUUGCACGCGCGCUCGAUGAAGGCCGCGGAAAAUUGAAGAAAAUGAUGGGCCCCAUUGCACUUGCCAUUGGCGCUAAACUCUUCGCUGUUAUUCCAAUUGUGCUCGGCGCUUUGGCUCUGCUCACCACCAAGGCUGUAAUUGUGGCCAAGAUUGCAUUGCUGUUGGCUCUUGUCGUCAGUGGCUCACGUUUCUUCGGCGGUUUGGGCAAUAAGUUUAGCGGUGCACUCGGCGGUGGCUACAAUUCUGCCGGUUGGUCAGCAGGCAAUACGGGCGGUUGGUCGUCGGGCGCUGCAUCAUCAUACCCAUAUGCGCGCAGUUUGGAUGCUCAGCAAUUGGCUUAUGCCGGACAAGCGCCCACCGAGGAUGAACAAGAGAAAGAAAAUGAGCAAUAA